AUGACGAAAAGGAAGGCUCAAGAGGCCGCAGUCGUCUCAGAGCCUAAGAGGCCCAAGGUUGGCGAACUGGAAGGCACUGCUCCUAGCGACGACGAAUAUGACGACACAGCCAGUAACUCAGGCUCAACCUCUGGAAAUGCAGAUGCGGAAACGGUUUUGACAGGCCAGACCUCUCUUACUACUCGCUCCCGCAAGUUUCCCUCCGACUUAAAGACGAUUCCCUGCACCUACCCCGACUGCAACAAGACCUUCAACCGACCCGCCCGCUUGGCCGCCCACUUGCGCUCCCAUACCGAUGACCGCCCCUUCAAGUGCACAUACCCAGGCUGCGACAAGGACUACCGUGAGGAGAAGCACUUGAGACAGCAUGUCAAGGGCUCCCACACGCAGGAGCGGGCCUAUACGUGCACCCACGAGGGCUGCGGCAAGUCAUUUUUGACGGCGACGAGGUUGCGCCGCCAUCAGGACGUCCACGCCGGCCAGGAGAGAUUUCGCUGUCGUGAUUUCCCGCCGUGUAGCCAGAGCUUCCGGAAGCACAACACCCUGCAGCGACACAUCCGCUCUGAACACCUCGGUGCUCAUGCCUAUCCCUGUCCAGAACCCGACUGCGGCGCUGGGUUCGAUUCUCAGGGCGCCCUACGGAACCACACCAGGCGCGAACACAGCGAGCCUCAGUUCUGGUGCGAGGAAUGCGGCGGCGAUGGUGGAACCAAGGUCGGGUUCACAUCACUUGCGCUCCUGCAAGCUCAUAUCCGCAAGGAACACCUCAAUUGCAUCUUUUGCGACUUCAAGUGCACCGGCCAGUGGGAGUUGGAGCGACAUGUCGAGAUGCGGCACUCGGGCAUCUCCGUCGAGGCGCGCAAGACGAUUCCCUGUACCUGGGAGGGUUGCGACAAGAAGUUCACCAAGAAGCACAACCUUACCGUGCAUAUCCGCACUGCGCAUGAGGGAUUCCGGUUCGUCUGUGGGGAGCUCGACGUCAAGGGUCCGGUGGACUUUGAGGCCUGGUCGAACGAGCAGGGCUGUGGAGCUGGCUUCAUCACCAAGGCGAAUUUGGAAGAUCACAUCCGUUACGUCCAUAUGGGCAUGAAGCGGCCUCAGCCGACUAAGCCCCUUGAUGUUGCGGUCAAUCUCAUUGAUGAAAUUGCCGGCACCAAACGCACUGUCGCAUGCAUUAUGGAAGGCUGCAACGCACGCUUCAUCCGCCAUCACGACCUUCAAAUCCACCUUGAGGACCACCCUCCGAUUACACCUGCAACUCCCCAGAUGGACCAAGUUGAAGCUGCGAUUCUGAGCCUGGCGGAUACCAACACCAAUAGUGUGGAUUCCGCACCCUUUGGCGAGAAUCGCGAGAUGCCCGAGUUGCCGUUGUAUGGUAUUAUCCCUGGCGUCACCGACCUAAUCGACAGUGACCAAGGCCAGAACGAUGAUUUCUGGAUUGGUGCCGCCGACGACUUCAACUCACCGCAGCAGAUGUGGCAGGAAGAGGAAGCCGCCAUGCGCGCGCUGAUCGACGAGGACUUUGCCCGCUUCGUGGACCCGGCGCUCGGAAACAUGGCAUAA
Colletotrichum truncatum is the source of this 1563-nucleotide messenger RNA. RefSeq lists its product as uncharacterized. NCBI's taxonomy places the organism in Eukaryota, Fungi, Ascomycota, Sordariomycetes, Glomerellales, Glomerellaceae. The record is from RefSeq and is a predicted model, not a curated record. Gene Ontology annotation, cellular component: nucleus.